AUGUCGUCACAAAAAAUUUUUCUGCACAGAAGAAGAGAUUCAGAGAUACUCUCUCUUCUAUCCCAAACACGUCUGAUGAGAACAACGAACGCGGCGUUCUCGCAACCAAACACGAUGUUAUCGACGAUAAACAACGCAUCAUCAACUGCGCGCAUUACUACUCGAACGUCCUCAACGUCUUCUUUUUGUUCUUCUUCUUCUUCUUCGUCUCCGUUCUCCGCGAGCAGAUUUUGCAACAACAACACCAAGAACUUUAACGCUCACAACGAUGCAACAUCAUCUUCAUCAUCAUCAUCGACGAAAGUGUUUUUGAAAACAAAGAUUUAUACUAAUAGUCGUCACAACCAGCAGAGCCGAAAUCGACGCUUCGUCGUUAAUUCUUCUUCUUCAUUUAGCACAAACAGCGCGACUGCGACGGAUGUCGACGUCUCGACCGUUACUACUACGUCUAAUGAUAAAUUUAACUGGCAAAAGAACUGGUAUCCAACCUCUCCUGUAUCUUUCCUCGAAACCGACGCGCCAAACGCGAUAAAAAUUCUCGGUUUAGAGAUGGUAGUUUGGAAGACGAAAAAUGGAUGGUCGUGCUUGGAAGAUUCCUGCCCACACAGAAGAGCGCCGUUAUCGCUCGGGUUCAUCGAUUCAAAUAAAGAUGCGCUCGUGUGCAGAUACCACGGGUGGGAGUUUGCCAAGGACGGCAAGUGCGUGGACAUUCCGAUGUCCAUCGAUGAGAACGCCAACGCAACCGCGUGUAAUUCGAAGAAAAGCUGCGCGUCAGAGUAUCCGUGCAAAGUGCACGCGGGUGUUUUGUGGGUGUGGCCAGAAACAGGCGCGGAUGCGUUUUUAGAAGCCUCGGUAAAGAAGUGCGCGACGGAGAACUUUAGCGAAUUGCAAGGAGCCGGCGACAACGAGUGGGGGAUGGUUGAACUUCCGGUGGGAUAUAACCCAGCUUUGGAGAAUCAAUUCGACCCAUCGCACGCGGAGUGGUUGCACGCGAGGUACGACGCAGAAUCAAACAUAAGAAGCGUCUCGGAAAUGGCAGAUUUUGUCCCGAUGACGAAAUUCGAAUCGUUCGAUGAUGACACCACGGAGGGUUUCAAAGUGAGACACGGCGGAUACAAUGCGGCGAAUUCAAACAUCGAUGCCACGCGUGUGUUCACCGCGCCGUGCUCGUCGCGUUCUGAGUACCUCGACGAUAAAGGAAAACCGUAUCUGAGCGCGCACAUUUUAUACACUCCAACAGAACCGAACCGUACUUUGAUGUUUACAAAGUUUCAAGCGUAUCAGUUCACCGCGGUGCAAGGCGCCGGAACGCGCAAAGUCUCUGUGGCGGACAAGAUUGAAAAUUUGUUCACGACGCCCGUGCGCAACUUGUUCAAUUUGUACAUCCAGAAUUUCAACACCAUUGGCGACGCCCGCUUGAUUUUCACCGGCUUGCAGCACGGUGCUGGGAACGCGGCGUACACGCUCGGGAAUCAAGAUAUUCGAGCUAUGCACGGCGUAGAAAAGGAUAUGAAAAAACGUGGAGGAAAAUGGAACAAGGCAUAUUAUCUUCCCACGGUUGCUGAUAAAGGCGUUUCCGCGUUUCGAACGUGGAUGGAUAACUUCACCGAAAACGGAAAUGUGGAAUGGCUCGAUGGAAGUGCCGUAGACGCCACUCCGACUGUUUCCGAGGAGGAACAAACAGAGCGAUAUCAUCGCCACACGAAACAUUGUCGCGCGUGUAAAGCGGCGUUGAAUGAAUUGGGAAUUUUAGAAGAAAGAUUACUGUUAGCGAGUAAAGUUUUGUUGGCGACGAGUUUAAUAACCGGGUUUGGUGGUGCUCUCGUCGGUAACGAGGGUUUACCGGUACUGACAUUAAGUCUCGCCGGUUUGAGUCUGUUAGGCGUGGAGGAAGUUCGCGACAUGCAACACGAAUUCGUCUCGAGCACGCCGCGAAGAGGCGUGCCGAAACCGAAGUUAUGGUAA
This is a messenger RNA of Bathycoccus prasinos, 1965 nucleotides long. RefSeq lists its product with no specific name. Bases 1 to 1965 code for a protein of 654 amino acids. The record is from RefSeq and is a predicted model, not a curated record. NCBI's taxonomy places the organism in Eukaryota, Viridiplantae, Chlorophyta, Mamiellophyceae, Mamiellales, Bathycoccaceae. Gene Ontology annotation, molecular function: 2 iron, 2 sulfur cluster binding. The transcript has a single exon.